AUGAAUUUUGUUGUCAAAACCUUGAGUGUGUUGUUGAGCGUUAUCGCCUUAAAUGUUGUGUUACCCAUUGAAGCCCAAUUGUUUGGGGGCACCAGUGUUGUUUUGGGUAAGAAACACUAUUAUAUUGAAACGUCGAAUCAAGGAAGUUUCUAUGAGGCAGCCUAUAGCUGUGCUCAAUUGGGCAUGACAUUGGCAUCGAUUGAAUCGAAAACUGAAUUUAAUAGUCUGAAGAGUUUUUUAACAAAUAGCGAAAUUAUCGCUAAUGUCUAUUGGUUGAGUGGUAUUAGCUAUGGUCCUUUAAAUACUGCUAAACCUUACAGCUGGUUAGGAACUGGUAAACCAAUAACAUAUUGGUCUUCUGAUCCUGAGCUCACUAAUGCUGAUCAAUGCUUAAAGACAGUAACAAACACCUUUGAAUACGCAGAAGGAACUUGCACUGAGAGUAACUAUUACAUUUGCGAAAAACCCCUUGAACCGUAUUGCGGUAAAUACGGCCAAUGUCGUUACACUUACAGUUCCAAUUCCAAUUAA
Molecule: messenger RNA, 531 nt
Organism: Calliphora vicina (urban bluebottle blowfly)
Lineage: Eukaryota; Metazoa; Arthropoda; Insecta; Diptera; Calliphoridae
Exons: 2
Coding region: 1-531 (176 amino acids)
Source: RefSeq, a predicted model, not a curated record